Molecule: messenger RNA, 1662 nt
Organism: Capronia coronata CBS 617.96
Lineage: Eukaryota; Fungi; Ascomycota; Eurotiomycetes; Chaetothyriales; Herpotrichiellaceae
Exons: 4
Coding region: 1-1662 (553 amino acids)
Biological process (GO): ammonium transmembrane transport
Cellular component (GO): plasma membrane
Molecular function (GO): ammonium channel activity
Source: RefSeq, a predicted model, not a curated record
AUGUCAGGCAUCACCAACUUCAUUCCUGAAUACGCCUCGUAUAAUUGGACCGGGGCUCCUUCCGAUUAUACGUUGGCUACGAAUGCGCACACGGGUGGUGAUUCAAGACAUGAAAACCUGAACAAAUGGUAUCAGUCGGGCGAUACUGCAUAUAUCAUCCUUUCAUCAUGUCUGGUCCUGAUCAUGGUUCCGGGCCUCGGCUUUCUGUAUUCUGGACUGGCACGAAGGAAAUCAGCUUUGUCGAUGAUGUGGGCUUGCAUGGCGGCCGGCACUGUGAUCAACUUCCAGUGGUAUUUCUGGGGUUAUUCGCUCACCUUCUCGCCGACGGCGACAAAUGGUUUCAUCGGUGACCUCGUGCAUUUCGGCCUGCAACGAGUCCUGGGGAAUCCCAGUCCCGGUUCUCCUCUGGUUUCGAGCCUUCUAUACUCGUUCUACCAGAUGCAGUUCUGCGCCGUGACAGCCGCCAUCGUUGCAGGAGCCGUCGCUGAACGCGGUCGACUUGCUCCGUUUCUUGUUUGGAUCUUUCUGUGGGCCACUCUCGUCUACAACCCCAUUGCCUGCUGGGCGUGGAACGUCAAUGGAUGGGGCUUCAAGUACGGCGUCAUGGACUAUGCGGGUGGCGGGCCGGUCGAGAUUGGUUCCGGCAUGUCAGCACUGGCCUAUUCGAUGGUUCUCGGGAAACGACAGGAGAAGAUGAUGCUGAACUUCCGCCCGCAUAACGUCUCGUUCAUUCUUCUGGGCACCGUCCUGCUCUGGUUCGGAUGGCUGGGUUUCAACGGCGGUUCGUCGUUCGGCGCCAACCUGCGCGCCGUCAUGGCGUGUUGGAAUUCGAAUUUGACCGCCAGCAUGGCGGCCGUGACAUGGGUGAUUCUCGAUUACCGACUAGCUCGGAAAUUGUCCAUGGUUGGAUGGUGUUCAGGUACCAUUUCGGGCCUUGUGGCAGCCACCCCUGCAUCCGGCUAUCUCGACACCUGGGGCAGUGUGGUGUUGGGCGUGACAACAGGCGUCGUUUGCAAUUUUGCCACCAAAAUCAAAUAUUGGAUCCGCAUCGACGACUCGAUGGAUGUCUUCGCCGAGCACGGCGUGGCCGGUAUGAUCGGAUUGAUGUUCAACGCUCUCCUGGGCGUCGAUUACGUCGUCGGCCUCGACGGGGUCAACACGGGCGGCAGCAAUCCCGAGACGGGGACAGGCGUCGGCGGCUGGCCCAUCGGCAACUAUCGCCAGUUCUAUAUUCAACUGGCUUAUAUCUUGGCCUGUAGCGGCUAUGCAUUUGUCAUGAGCGCCAUCCUCGCAUUUCUGGUCAAUUUCAUUCCAGGGCUCCACCUCCGCGCCUCAGACGAGGCCGAACUCCUGGGCAUGGACGACGACCAAUUGGGAGAAUUUGCCUACGACUAUGUCGAAGUCCGUCGGGACUACCUGGCCUGGACGCCCAACCGACCCCAGCAGAAUGAGUCCGAUCCGGAAGUGCCACAAGAGCAUCGCCACGGAAUCGAAGGCCACGCCAAGAUGCUACAGAACAGCGAGGUGUCCAGUUCGGGCUCGGCGUCCGGGACCAAUGGUCAAUCUCUACCCGCCCAGGGCGACCGGCAUGGCAUUGCGGCGGAGAACGUCGAAAAGGAGAAACAUGAACAUGAACAUGUCGCUGGAGCGUCAAGCUCCUGA